AGCGCCCGGUGGAUAAACACGGGCUCGCCGGCUCCCCCGAAAACUCACGGAGAAUCUCCCCCCAAACCGCCCCAAAUCGGUUAAAAGUCUCGCCAUCUUUAACUGAUCGCCGAAGCAGGGGGGCUAAACCAAACUCCCCCUGGACUUAACACUCAGCCUCGCACGUCUCUCGUAUCCCCCCGAUUGGCCGAUUGAUUCCCCUCGAUCGAUCGUAUAGGAAGCGGCCAAGGACGGGGGAGUGACGUCUUGGGUCAGGGAGGGGGCCUUUGAGGUAGCGGGAGGGCGGGCCGAUGGAUCGCUGCCGGAAGCGGCCCGACUCCGACCCGGGGGCCUCCGGUGAGGCCGAGUCCCCCGCGGAUAAGCGCCCCUGUACUGCGGAGGAGACGUCGACCUCUGCUGCCGUCGCCGCCUCCGCUGCCGCGGCCGCUGAGCACGCCGCCUCGGACAUGGACACUUCGUCGUCUGGCCACGCCCGCGCCGUCGCCGGCGCAGGCGAUGCUGACGGUGAUGGUGACGAUGGUGAUGGGGAUGAUGGAGAUGCGGAUGGGGGAUCGUCGUGCGAGUCGGAUGGGGGCGAGAGCCCCAGGGUGUGCGCUGGGGGCGGGAAGUUCCAUCGGAUGGUGGCGGCUGUGGCCGCGGAGAGCGCCGGGGAGGGCACGCUGGUGGCGUCGCUGACGGAGCUCUGCGAGGCGCUCUCCUUCUGCACGGAGGACGCCGGGAGCUACUUCCCCACGGAGGCGGCGGUGCGGGCGCUGGUGCGGCUGACCGGCGGAGGAGAGGGCGGGGUGGCUAGCCCCGACGAGAUGCUGCUCUCCCUGCGCGCCAUCACCUACCUCUGCGAUGCCAUGCCACGCGCAGCUGACGCCGUUGUCCGCCACGGCUUGCUCCCCAUACUCUGCUCCCGGCUCCUCGCUAUUGAGUACCUUGAUGUGGCUGAGCAGUGCUUGCAGGCGUUUGAGAAGAUAUCGCGUAGGCAGCCAACGGCCUGCUUGCAGGCAGGCAUGAUUACUGCCGUGCUGGCAUACAUUGACUUCUUCUCUGCAAAUAUCCAGAGGGUUGCAGUCUCAGCUAUUGCAAAUGCCUGCAAGAAGGUCCCCCCAGAUUGCUCCCAGUAUGUUAUGGAUUCGGUACCAAUGUUGUGUAAUCUGCUGCAGUCUGAGGACAAGAUGGUACUGGAAAAAGUUGCAACUUGCUUGAUAAGCAUUGUAGACUCAUUUAGUAGUUCAGUGGAGCUUCUUGACCAGCUCUGCCACCAGGGUGUGGUAGAGAAGGUCCUUCCUUUGAUCAACACCAACGGACUCACUUCCCUUAGCCCAUCAACUUGCAGUAACUUGAUCGGGCUUCUUGCUAAGCUAGCCUGUAGUUCACUUGUGGCUGUGAAGUCUCUCUUUGAACUGAAUAUUGGUAGCACCAUAAGGGGGAUUUUGGUCACUUCAGAUCUCUCACAUGGGAUGCCAUACCUGCCUUCAGAAAACCAAAAUAACCAGGUCAAUGAAGCUCUGAAAUUAGCAAUCCAGCUUAUUCCUUCAGUAGCAAGAGAUAUUGAAGACACCUGUAUGGUACUUGCAAAAGAAAAAAUAAUUGUGGAUGAACCAGGGUAUUUGUGUCGGUUCUCUGGGGAUAUUCUUCCUGUCUUGAUAAAGGCAGUCAACUCUGGUGCAAAUUCAUACAUUUGCUAUGGUUGUUCUACAAUUGUAAAUAACAUCUGUUACUUCAGUAAGCCUGAAAUGCUUCAAGGGUUGCUCAAGGAAACAAACAUAUCAAGCUUCUUGGCUGGUUUAUUGUCUCGGAAGGAUCAUCACAUGCUAAUCUCAUCACUAAAGAUUAUAGAGAUUCUCAUGCAAAAGCUUCCUGAUGCUUACCUUGGAUCUUUUAUCAAAGAAGGUGUCGUCUAUGCGGUAGAUACUCUUCUUAUGCAAGAGGAUUGCUCAAAAUCCAGUCCUUGUCUCCCUGAUGACACUCACCAAUCUGAGAAUCAACCUGUCAUAAGAAAUAAACCUGCGUGUUUCUGCUAUGCAUUUGAUUCCCGCAGAUCUGAAUCUGCUGAAACAAGGACUUGUAGAAUUGGGCAGGGCAACCUUUUUAAUUUUGCAAGGCAUGUGAAGACAACUUACUUUACUGCUGAAGCAGUGAGUUCUGAGAUGGGCUUAACAGAGAUUUUGCAGAAGCUCAAAACUUGCUGUGCAGUUCUGAAUGACUCUGCAGAUAAGUCACUAAAUAAAGAUGGUCUUCGAAAUGAAGAACACCUGUCCAAUAUCUUGAGUGAGGUGAUGAUGGAGCUUCACGGAGGAGAAACAAUGACAACCUUUGAAUUCCUUGAGAGCGGAUUGGUCAAAUCUUUGUUAAAUUACCUCUCUAAUGGCAAAUACUUCCAGGGGGAGGACAAUCUUAAAGAUCACAAUGCUGACCAUUUUUAUGCAGUGUUGAAAAGAUUCCAGUCAUUUGCCCGAAUUUCUUUUUCAAGAAUGGAACAAGGUUGGGGUGAUAUGCUUUUGACACUACUUGUAAGGAAGCUACAGAAUGCUCUUACUUCUCUUGACAACUUCCCAGUGAUAAUGAGCCACAAUUUCAAGCCAAGGAGCAAUAUUUCUGACAUCCCAAUUAGGCACUCAACAAUAAGUCCAUGUAUCCGAGUACGAUUCAAGAAGGAUGAAGAUGAAACCAACUUAUCAAGCUACGAUAAUGCUGUGAAUUUGGAAAUCUCUUCAUCCUUGCAAUCUAUUGAGGAAUAUUUGUGGCCCAAAGUCACUAUAGACACAAGCAAUCAGAGCACUGAAUCGUCACCUAGUAGUGUUGCUUUCGAGAGCAAAUAUGCUGAAGAAGAUCCUCAGGAAAGAGAUUCCAGCCCGGAAUCUUCUCCUCCAGCAGAGGGUAUCUUGAGGGAAAAUCAAAAUGCUUCUGUAGAACCAUGUGGGACGUCAUCUUCCGCUGGAGGUCAACCAGGAAGAAACAAGUCGAUCGGGACUGAACAUGUGGUGCAACCAAAACUGGUAUUUAGUUUGAAAGGAAAAGAGCUUGACCGAUCUGUUACUCUAUAUCAAUCAAUCCUGCAAGAUCUGAUCAAUGCUGGGGCUGACAUAAUUUUGGACAACCAGUUUUGGCGCAGUGUGCAUGAUGUAACAUUUCGAACAGCUCCUGCAAAUCCAGAAAAAGAUGAUUCUCCUAAGAAUUCGUCAAAUGCAGCAAUGUCAACAGAUGACGCUAAAACUGGGUUAAUGUGGCAAACACUCCCUUUCUUCAGCAGCCUAUUGUUUGGCAAGAUUCCUUGCAAACUUGAUAGAUCAAGUCCGUCAUAUGACAUAUUGUUUAUGCUCAAAGUUCUAGAGGGAUUAAACCGAUACUCGUUUCACCUCAUGUCUAAUGAGAGAAACCAUGCUUUUGCUGAAGGAAGGAUUAAACUUGAUGAUCUGAAGCCUUCUGUUUCUUCAGUUCCACACCAGGAGUUUGUUAGUACUAAAUUGACAGAUAAACUGGAGCAACAGAUGCAUGAUCCCUUGGUUUCAAGGUCUCGUUGUCUGCCUUUAUGGUGCACUGAACUGAUGUCUGCAUGCCCUUUCUUAUUUUCUUUUGAGGCAAGAUGGAAGUAUUUCCAGCUGACAGCAUUUGGUUCUUUGUCAAUGCAACAUGGACAUAUGAUAGAUGCAAGUGGUAACCAUGCUGCAAUAGAAAGAGGCUUAUCCUUUUCACGGAAAAAGUUCAAGGUUGAUCGCGACGAUAUACUUGUUUCAACUGCUAAAAUCAUGCAGUCCUAUGCUCGGAGUAAUGCAGUGCUUGAAGUAGAAUAUGAAGAAGAAGUAGGCACAGGUUUAGGUCCUACUAUGGAAUUCUAUACGUUAAUAAGUCAUGAGUUUCAGAAGUCUGGUUUAGGCAUGUGGAGAGGGGAGCUUCCUUGUAAAGCUGUCACUGACAGUGCUCACGUUGAUCCCAUAACUGUGGCCGCACCUAAUGGACUGUUUCCUCGACCGUGGUCUCCUUCUGUAGAUUGUGCUUCCUUCUUGGAAGUAAAUAAAAGAUUCCACCUCCUUGGUCAGGUUGUCGCAAAGGCAAUUAAGGACGGUAGGAUUCUUGACAUUCCAUUUUCCAGAGCAUUUUACAAGCUUAUGCUAGGACAGGAGCUUAAUAUAUAUGAUAUCAAUUCAUUUGAUCCUGAACUGGCAAUGACCCUUACGGAGUUUAAAGCACUUACUUGUCAGAGAAAAUAUAUAGAAUCAUGUUCGACACGGGACCGCCAGAGCACAUCUGAUUUGUCCUAUCGAGGUUGUAGAAUUGAAGAUCUUGCUAUUGACUUCGCUGUCCCAGGGUAUCCAGAAUUUGUGCCCUCUUCAAAGAGUAGCUCAGAUAAUGUAACCCAUGAGAAUUUAGAAGAAUAUGUUUCUUUUGUUGUUGAGGCAACAGUUAAAAGUGGAAUCGCAAGACAACUCGAAGCUUUUAAGUCAGGAUUCAGUGAGGUAUUUCCACUAAGCACACUUCGUGUAUUCUCAGAGGAUGAGCUGGAGCGAUUCCUGUGUGGAGAACAAGAUAAUUGGGAUUUUGUGAAACUAGUGGAUCACAUAAAAUUUGAUCAUGGCUACACCUCCAGCAGCCCUGCAGUCAUUAAUUUUUUAGAGAUCAUACAAGAGUUUGAAUGCCACGAACGCAGAGCUUUCUUGCAAUUUAUAACGGGUUCACCUCGACUCCCUCCAGGCGGUUUGGCUGCACUAAAUCCAAAUUUGACAGUUGUCCGGAAGCAUAACAACGUUGCUGACGAUGACCUGCCGAGUGUGAUGACUUGCGCUAACUAUCUUAAGUUACCUUCCUACUCUUCUAAGGAAAAGAUGAGGGAGAAACUAAUCUACGCAAUUACGGAAGGCCAGGGGUCCUUCCACCUAUCUUGACUGGAAACCGAUAGCAACGCUAGCUGGACGCGCCACACGGAGGAGGAAUCCUUGAUAUAUGCGUGUUUUGUAAGUACAUCGCGUAGGAAGCUGGAAGCACGGUGUGAAUGUGUGCGGCUCACUGCUUAACUUAUGACACGACGCGGGGGAGCUGAUGUUAGGAAGGGGAAGAUCAGAGAUUCAGAGGGCGCCCCUCACGUUCUUUCUUCUAUCCUUGUCUGUACAUAGUAGUGGUAGAUGCUUUAGGUGUGCUCUCAGGUGGUCGCCGCACAUGGCGAUCAUCAACUUAGGUCGGUCGCUACUAUUUGGGCAGCCCAAUCUUUUGGUGUACAUAUACGUGGCUGCAAGUGUUGAUUCCACGUUUGCCUGCUGAAACUUGUGUUGCUUUACGUUUGGCGAAAUGUGCCUAUAUCAUUCCUACAUGUGGGUCUGUCUGAAAAUCUGGCUCCAA
Brachypodium distachyon (stiff brome) is the source of this 5325-nucleotide messenger RNA. RefSeq names its product E3 ubiquitin-protein ligase UPL4. The record is from RefSeq and is a predicted model, not a curated record. NCBI's taxonomy places the organism in Eukaryota, Viridiplantae, Streptophyta, Magnoliopsida, Poales, Poaceae. The coding region runs from base 291 to 4874 and encodes 1527 amino acids. Gene Ontology annotation, biological process: protein polyubiquitination; proteasome-mediated ubiquitin-dependent protein catabolic process. The transcript has 17 exons. Gene Ontology annotation, molecular function: ubiquitin protein ligase activity.